AUGGAGUCGCGCAAACAAGUGUUGCUACACGUGGUUCCUGUUCGAGUUGUAUCUCUGGAGAAUAGCUCCCUGACCACUUACAAUCUGCUAGAUAAUGGAAGUCGUGGGAUAAUAAUUGAUACCAAGCUGGCCGAGGAGCUUGGCAUUACCGGACCUGUCGAAACAGUCACGUUUACUACUGUAAUGGGAAAGCAAGAUGCGACUCUAGUUGAUCAAGAGAAACCUCACAUAAUUCUGGGAACAGAAUCCAAACUAGAUGAAUCUAUUAAAGACUCUGAGGUUUUCCCCAGGGACUAUGCAAUAUUUCGAAAAGACAGACAAGAUAUUAAUCCUGGAGGUGGAGUUUUCAUCGCUGUUUACAACACAAUUAUUGCUACUCGUCAAACCCAACUGGAUUGCCAAGCUGAGGCAAUAUGGAUUAAAAUCGAAAUAGCUAACCAGAAGCCUUUAUAUCUUGCUUCAUUAUAUCGUCCACCGGGAAAUGAUGAAAAACCACUUGAAGCCUUCAAACCGUCAUUGAACAGAUUGCAAUCAAAUGGAUCCUUCCCCAGAAUUAUUAUUGCUGGUGAUAUGAAUGUGCCUGACAUCGAAUGGAGUAAUGCUUCAGUUAAAGAUAAUCCACAAUAUGGAGUAGCAGUAAACAAGACAAUGAUCGAUCUUGUAGAUGAUCACAGCCUUUCCCAACUUGUAACUUUUCCAACAAGACAAGAAUCAGUGCUUGAUUUGGUAUUAACUAGCCAUCCAGAUCUUGUACAUAGCCUGUCAAGUGUUCAGGGUAUCAGUGAUCACUCAGCUGUGUCGUUUGACUUAAAUUUAUCCGUAAAAGUCAACAAAAAGAAGCCACGUAUAGUCUAUAAGUUUGCUAAGGCUAAUUUUACCGAUAUACGCAAGGAUGCAACAAUCCUUAGUAAUGAUUUCUUUGAAAGACAUCCAGAGAACAUAAAUGUUGAAAGUAACUGGCAAUUUUUCAAGUCAGGCUUAAUGAACAUUCUAAGUAGAAGUGUACCAACCAAGAAGAGUGGGUCAUGGAAUAACUCUCCCUGGAUGACGAGAGAUCUAAAGACAUCCCUGAGGAAGAAGAAAAGAUUAUAUAAUAACUAUAAGAAAUCAGGGAAAGCUUGUGAUAAAGAGAAAUAUCGCAAAUUCCAAAAGCUGUUUAAAAUUAAAAUGAAGAAGGCCCAGGACGAGUAUAUAGCAGACACCCUCAAUUCUGACUUGAAAGAGAAACCAAAGAAAUUCUGGUCGUAUAUUAAAUCGAAAAGACAAGAUCAAGUUGGAGUUCCUCCAUUGAAGGAACAUGGUAUAGUAAAGACGGACAGUAUGAGCAAGGCAGAAAUCCUAAGUAACCAGUUCCAACAGGUAUUUACUCAAGAGGAUGUAGCGUCUAUACCAAGCAAAGGACACGGUGAAAUCCCGAUGAUGGGUUCAAUAUCAUUUAAUAGAGAUGGCGUGGAAAAGCUACUUAAGACCUUAAAUAGCAAAAAAGCAAGCGGUCCUGAUAAGAUACAAACUACAUUACUCAAGGAAACUGCAUCAGAAAUAGCAGAUGUCGUGACAUUCCUUUUUAAUCAAUCAUAUAGUUCUGGCCAAUUACCUGAAGACUGGACUAAGGCACAAGUGGUUCCAAUAUUCAAGAAAGGAGUGAAGCACGACCCAUGUAAUUAUAGACCGGUGUCUUUAACUACAGUAUUAUGCAAACUUAUGGAACAUGUCAUCUACAAGAACAUAAUGGAGCAUCUUGAGAAUAAUAAUAUCCUAUUUGCAAAUCAACACGGGUUUCGCAAAAACCAUUCAUGCGAAACCCAGCUUCUAUUAACAGUUGAAGACCUGGCACGAAAUACGGAUAACGGUGGUCAAAUAGACAUGCUGAUACUUGACUUCAGUAAGGCCUUUGACAAGGUCGCACAUGGUCGCUUGAUCAGUAAAUUACUGUAUUAUGGUAUUCAAGGUAGAACACUUGCAUGGAUUAAGUCAUGGCUCACCAAUAGAACACAAAGAGUCGUAGUGGACGGUGUUUCAUCAAAACCAGUAGACGUAACAUCAGGAGUGCCGCAAGGCACUGUACUUGGUCCAUUGAUGUUCCUCCUGUUUAUUAAUGACAUGCAGGAGAACUUGGAAUGCACUUUAAGGCUAUUUGCUGAUGAUGCCCUGCUGUACCAUCAAAUUACACAUGACGAUGAUACCCUAGUCUUGCAGAGGGACUUGGACAGAGUGGGGCUAUGGGCCGAAAUAUGGCAAAUGGUUUUUAACCCUACCAAAUGUUACAAAAUGUCAGUCUACAGAAAUAAAUCACCAGUACUGAAAGAUUAUACUUUAUAUAAUCAGAAACUCUCAGGUGUUAAACAGCAUCCCUACCUGGGCGUUUUGCUGUCUGAUGAUUUACGGUGGAAUUUUCAAGUAAACAAGAUCGUAAACAAGGCUAACUCAACACUUGGAUUCAUAAAAAGGAACUUGUAUUCAUGUUCUGAGGUCACCAAGCGUGUAGCCUAUGUUACACUUUUAAGGUCACAUCUAGAAUAUGCAGCUGCUGUAUGGGACCCUUAUAGACAGGAUCAAGUGGACAAGAUUGAAGCAGUCCAGCGACGUGCGGUGAGAUUCAUAAAGCGGGAUUACGACUGGAACUCUAGUGUUACAAUAAUGAGACAAUCCCUUUCUUUGGAUCUGCUGAGAUGA
Nematostella vectensis (starlet sea anemone) is the source of this 2673-nucleotide messenger RNA. Its product is annotated as probable RNA-directed DNA polymerase from transposon BS. Lineage: Eukaryota; Metazoa; Cnidaria; Anthozoa; Actiniaria; Edwardsiidae. Bases 1 to 2673 code for a protein of 890 amino acids. The transcript has 3 exons. The record is from RefSeq and is a predicted model, not a curated record. Gene Ontology annotation, molecular function: catalytic activity.